AUGGCUACAGAGGAAUCCAGGAAAGAAUUGAAGGAAUUACAAAAGGAAAAGAAAAGAGAAGGUGUGCUCAAGGGUACUAGGGACAGUACAGGGGCUGGAAUAGCGAAGUUGGAGGCCAGAAUCAAGGUUUUUGAAAAAGAAGAAGAAGCACAGUACUCUGAAAUUCAUAGGCUAACAGAUAAAGAGAUGAAGCCACAGCUUGUUGCCUUGUUUCACUGCCUAAUGAGAAAUAUGAGAAUCGUGUCGGAAUAUCAUGAGGCCCAAACCAGAAUCAUGAAGACAGUAAAAGUGCCCGACGGAGUGUUCUGCGGUGACUCACACCAGCUUACUACCUACUAUAAGCUUGAAGCAGAAAUUUCAAAAUGGUGUGCUUGCUUUACAUCAUAUGUCUCUUCACUGAAGGCCUAUGUUGAAGCUCUUAAUGACGGGCUAUUCAAGUUUGCUGCUGCUAACAACGACAAGCCUUCGCUAUAUCAUCAUUGGUUAGUUUGUUUGAAUAAACUUCCAUAUAAAGAUGUGACGUCUGCCAUGACAGAGUUUGGGAAUGAUGUCCGAGAGCUAAUGAUUCAACAAGGUGAGGAGCAUAAGCUAAAGAAAACGGUUGACAAACUUUCCAUAAAAAUACGUGAAAACUCAAACAAGGAGCAUUUGAAAAAGAAGGUAGAUGAAGGGAAGAAGGAGCAGUUGAUUGAGGAGAAGAGGCAAGUGGAAAAGAAGCUAAAGGCAGAAAAGUUGAAAACGCGUCAUUUCGCUGAGAGUGGAUUUCAGGAAGGAUUCUCCAAGGUUUUCGAAUACCUGGCUAAUUAUUCAAGGGGUGCUACGGAAUUGUAUGAUGGCCUUAUAGCAUUCGACGGAGAUGCAUGCGUGGGGAUUGAUGACAAAAGUGACAGCAGCUCAUCAGAACAUGUUACAGGCAAUUUCAUAUGA
Pyrus x bretschneideri (Chinese white pear) is the source of this 927-nucleotide messenger RNA. RefSeq names its product nitrate regulatory gene2 protein-like. Bases 1 to 927 code for a protein of 308 amino acids. The record is from RefSeq and is a predicted model, not a curated record. The transcript has a single exon. Lineage: Eukaryota; Viridiplantae; Streptophyta; Magnoliopsida; Rosales; Rosaceae.